This is a messenger RNA of Ananas comosus (pineapple), 1675 nucleotides long. RefSeq names its product putative protein ABIL2. The coding region runs from base 430 to 1404 and encodes 324 amino acids. The transcript is spliced from 9 exons. NCBI's taxonomy places the organism in Eukaryota, Viridiplantae, Streptophyta, Magnoliopsida, Poales, Bromeliaceae. The record is from RefSeq and is a predicted model, not a curated record.
AAAGAGAAUAUAAUCUUAUUAUUAGGUUUUGCUGCUUUUGCUCGGAUUCAUCAUUUAUUUUAGCCUGGGAAACCCAUCGCGGUCACGCCCAGGUUAAAAAGCGCCUCGUCCCGCUUACAAACACGACAUGCCCUCUCUCUCUCUCUCUCUCUCUCUCUCUCUCUCUCUCUCUCUCCCUUCUUUAUGUGAGUUGAGUGUGGGUUUCAGAGCUGAAGGAACAGGGAACCUUUUCCGUGCGAAGCGGAACUGAUUAAUUUGGAGAGAAGCAAUUGAAGCUUGUCUGGUCCUCUCGGUGUUUGCACGAGACGGGAAGAAGCAAUAUAGAUAUAUAGAUAAAAGGGUCUUCAAAGUGCAAAUUUGUUAGCGUGAAAUUUGAGGUGCGUUAGAGGUUAGUUGCUGCGGCGGCUGCUAGAUCCCAUCCACCGAUUAAUGGAGACGUUCGUCGCGCCGUCGUCUCCGCUGGAACCGUCGGCGUCGGCGUCGACCGUGGACGAGCUCACCAUGCAGCAGAGCCUUCUCUUCUCUGAUAGCCUCGAGGAUUUGAAGACGCUGCGGUCGCAGCUGUACUCAGCAGCAGAGUAUUUCGAGUCCACUUACACCAACGACGAUCAGAAAGAGAUGUAUGUAGUGGUGAACACCUUGAAGGAUUAUGCAGUAAAGGCUCUCGUCAACACCGUAGAUCAUCUGGGAUCCAUAUCAUUCAAGGUCAACGGUCUUCUCCACCGCAAGUUUGAUGAGGUCUCUGAGACGGAGCUUCGGGUUUCUUGCAUUGAGCGGAGAAUUCGGACGUGUCAGGAGCAUACGGAUCGACAAGGCCUUUCUCAACAGUCUCUAGUGAUCACAGCCCCCAAGUUCUACAAGCGAUACACUUUACCCGUUGGCGGAUCCAUGCCCGAGUCUGGAAGCCAGGCUGUGCCGAAGCAUCAAGAGUUGGAUAGAUUUCAGGAUAGUGCCGAAGCUCAUCAGUUUCAGGCUGAAAUUCGACAAAAAACAAAAGACAAACCACCUUCAUUCAGGAAGCUGCGAUCUAUUCGUAUUAAACACUCCCAACGUGCUCGUUCCUCAUCACCAGCUCAAAAAGUUCGUUCUCAGUCACCGUCCUCACAACCUGCAAAAGUUGCAGGUGGAGAUAAAAGAGCAGACUCACCAAUCCCAACCUCGAAUCCAGUCACACAUUCAGGAUCGAUCGUUAGAAAACCUUCAUUGCUCAAAUCAUCGAGCGUCGGAGUGCAGUAUCCUUCGGAGACCCAGAAGUUGGCAUCAAUGCGUUUACAUGCGGAAAGAACGGAUGAUAAAGAUGGUAAGCAGAACCCGAACAAGGGCAGGAAGUUCCUCAAAUCCUUGCUUAGUCGGCGCAAGUCCAGGAAGGACGAGAUGCUGUAUAGUUACUUGGACGAAUACUGAGGCACCGGGAUUUGGAGAUAGACAUACGGGAAGGCGAUGGAUUUGUUCACCUAUCUUCCCCUCACACUCCUCGUUAUCUUUCUGUAUUUAUACCUUUCAGUCAACAGAAGAUUUUUUUUUUUUUUUUCCUCCACAGUGAAAAGCUGAUUGAUAUGAGACUCGAUCUAUGAACAUCUUAGUGACUCUUACUUACUGGUAAGUCUGUAUCAUGGCAGAUUAUACAACCCGCACAUUACGUAUUCCGAUCAAUUCAAUACUUUCUAAUUGAGUA